Molecule: messenger RNA, 2699 nt
Organism: Closterium sp. NIES-67
Lineage: Eukaryota; Viridiplantae; Streptophyta; Zygnematophyceae; Desmidiales; Closteriaceae
Source: the annotation of a GenBank genome assembly
AAUCAUUACAGGCGUUUCCCAAUUUCUCGAGUCCGCAUUUCCUGGGGCUCCCCUCGACUGCGUUUCACUUUGCUAAUUAUUGCUUCCCGUACCAGCACACCAUUUUCACAACGAUACGCCUUUCCUAUCUGUACAACGCGCGCCGAUGGGCCCCGCGUCGUUCGACUCCGCCGCGCCGUUUCUCCUUCCGCAGCCCGCGUACGCGCUCGACCCCGACGACGACGGCGCGCACCCAGUGUCCGCGCUGCCCCCCGCGGCGCAGCUGGCGCUGCCCGUGCUCGAGCUCGUCGCGGCGGAGGAGGGCGCCAACCCCAGCCCCUGGACCGAGCCGCUCGAGAUCAAUGGCGUCGCCGAGCGGCGCGAGCGCAUGUGGCAGCAGCUGCGAGUCGCGUGCCAGAAGGCUCAAGAGGCGGAGCGGCGAGCAGAGGCGGAAUCCCAAGCCCCUCUGGCGCACGGGCCAACGGCGACUGGGGGAGCAUCGGCAGCAGCAGAGGGGGAGAGCAGCGCCCAGCCGAAAUCUCCUGGAGCCCAUGCCAGUGGUGCUUCUGCUGCUGCUGCUGGCGCGGCAGCAGGCGCGCACAGGCUGCCUCCCGGCCUGCUGCACUUCGGGCGCUCCAUCGCGCGCCUGGUGGGCGCGGGGGGGGGCGCGCGGGUGGCGCCAGAGUGGAUGGCGGAGGACGGAGAGAGGGGGGAGGCGGGGGAGAGAGACGAGGGGACGGGUGAGGGGAGAGUGGGGGGCGGUGACGGUGGAGCGGACAAUCUGGCCACGUCUGUAGGGAGUGAGGGGAGUGUGAGUGCCACUGGUGCAGGUGAUGCUGAUGCUGGCGCUGCUGGCUAUACUGCUGCUGCGGGGCGUGCAGUGCGUCGUGCGUUUAGUAACGAGGAUGCUCUUAGCGGGUUGGAGGGCGGGCAGGCAGCAGCAAGAAGCGGAAGACUAACGCUCCAGCAGUGGCAGCAGGGAGGGGCACAGGCGGGCCCUCGGGCACAGGCGGACCCUCAGGCAGGCGCGCAGGGGGGAUUGCCGGGCGGAGUGGGGGGGGGGAGAGGGAUGCGCGUGGCGGUGGGCAUGCAGGUGCAGCUGCCGCGGACUGUCUCGCCCAGAAUCCGCGGCUCCAUAACGCCGCGCUCGGGCAGGCUCAGGCGCCGGGGAGGGGCAGCAGGGGGCGCGGAUGUGCCUCUGGGACUGGCGAGCCCGGGUGGGGCUGGUGUGGGCGAUGAGAGCGCAAGGCGGGGCGGUGGGGUCCUGCUGGAGGAUGUGAUGGAGACGACAGAAGAUGUGAUUGUAGCAAGGGGUGGUGGCCGGGAGGUGGAACGGGCGGGGUCGUGGGGUGUGCUGCUGGGGGGCGUGGGGUUGGUGCAGCAGCGCGAGGAGAAGGAGAGGGAGUGGGCGCGAGCAGCAGCAGAGGCCGAGGCGCAAGCAGCAGCGCUGGCAGCGGCGGCGGCGGCGGAGAGAACAGCGGUGGCACGGAAGAGAGCAGGGCUUGACGGGCUGGAGGUGACUGUAACGAAGGGGGAUGUAGCGGCGACAGGGGCUGAGGUUGGGUGGGGCGUUGUGGGGUUCAUUCAGGUGGCGGGGGGGGGGGAGGAGGAGGAGGAGAGGAGGUUUGAAGUGGCGUGCGCCAUCCGAGUGAGGGACGUGCGCACGGGGCAGGAGUACCUGGUGGAGAACCCUGCGGUCCUGCUCUGGGGGGGAGGGGGCCAGGGGACAGGGGUGAGGGAGGCGGUGAGGGAUGAGAGGAUGACGGAGAGGAAAAGGAAAAAGAAGGUGCCACCUGCUGCCGCUGCUGCUGCCGCUGCUACUGUCGCUUCUGCUGGUGCUGGUGCUGCUGCUGCCGUUUCCACAGCAGGUGCAGGGGAAGGGGAGGAAGAGGGCUCAGCAGAAGGCGCAGUGGGCGGUGCAGCAGGUGCAGGUGCGGGGCGGAUGGCGUUAGACACUGGGGAUGCGCGGGGGCACGGAGUGGUGGGGGGGCAGGGAGAGGCGGGCGGAAGAGAGGGGACAGCAGGAGCAGAGGCUGGAAGAGCAGGGAAGGAGGGGAGGGAGGGGAGGGAUGACGGGGGGCAGGGGGAGGUGGGGAAGCGAGACGAGAGCGACUCCGAGGCGGAGUACCGAGACGGGCUGCGCUUCGUGAGCGCUCGGCGCGACACACUGAGCCUGUCGGACGAUGAGGAAGAGGGGCGACGGGAUGGGGCGAGGGGAGGGGCGAGGGGCGAGGAUGGAGAGGAGCAGAACCAUUCUGAGGCGUUUGCGGAUAUUGAGGAGGAAGGGGAGGAGGAGGGGGAGGAAGAGGAGGAUGAGGAGGAGGAGGAGGAGGAGGAGGAGGAGGAGGAAGAUGGAGAGGAGGGAGACGAAGAGAGGGAGGGAGUUUCAGCGGAGGGGGGAGGGAAAGGGAGCGGUGAGCGGGAGGAGGAGCGAGAGGGGAAGAGUGGAGGCAAGACUGCUUCGCCUGAGAGUGGGCGGAAGUCCAGGUGGGGGCGCAGGGCAGGGAAGGGGAAGGCAGGCACAGGUGGGGUCAAGGGCGAUGAGGAAAAGGACGGGGAGGAGGAGGAGGGCGUGGAGGGGAGCAGGGAAGUUAGGGGGGGGUUGGAGGAUAGUGCUGAGGGGGCGCGCAGGGCAGGCCCAAGUCGAGCCGAGGGAGGGGGUGGCUGAAGGCCAUCAAGCGCGCUGCGGGGUAUGGCGGCAGCGGCAAGGACAGCGGCAG